Trametes versicolor FP-101664 SS1 is the source of this 366-nucleotide messenger RNA. RefSeq names its product transcription factor STE-like protein. Gene Ontology annotation, biological process: regulation of DNA-templated transcription; sexual reproduction. The transcript is spliced from 3 exons. Gene Ontology annotation, molecular function: DNA-binding transcription factor activity. The annotation marks the transcript as partial. The record is from RefSeq and is a predicted model, not a curated record. Lineage: Eukaryota; Fungi; Basidiomycota; Agaricomycetes; Polyporales; Polyporaceae. Gene Ontology annotation, cellular component: Tec1p-Ste12p-Dig1p complex; Ste12p-Dig1p-Dig2p complex; nucleus.
CUGAACAACCUCGACAAGCUCAAGUUCUUCCUCGCGACCGCGCCGUCGCGCUGGAACUCGGACCCCACGCACCCGGCGCUGAACCGGUUCCUGCUCCCGAACCAGGAGUACGUGAGCUGCGUGCUCUGGGGCGGGCUGUACCACAUCACGGGCACGGACAUCGUGCGCGCGCUCGUGUUCCGCUUCGAGGCGUUCGGGCGGCCCGUGCGCAACAUGAAGAAGUUCGAGGAGGGCGUGUUCAGCGACCUGCGCAACCUCAAGCCGGGCGUCGAUGCGUGCCUGGAGGAGCCCAAGUCGCCGUUCCUCGACCUGCUGUUCAAGUACCAGUGUAUCCGCACGCAGAAGAAGCAGAAGGUGUUCUACUGG